AAUUCGAAGAGAAUUAAGAGGUUUAUCUAGGACUUUAGCCAAUUUUCUUCAUCUCCAAUAAUCAACCAAGCUCUUCUUUAAUUUCUGCAAAAUGUGGAAACUAAACGCUGCAGCAAAAUCUCUGCGCUGUCUCCACCGAUCAUCAGCCACAAAUUUCACUUCAUCGUCACUUUCUCCAGUCUUCAUCACAACCCAUGUACGGAAUCUCCGUACAGGGCGAUCUCCCACUUCAAAUUACGAGAUAAUGCCUCCGGUGAACUGGGGCGUAAGAAUAGUUCCGGAAAAGAAAGCAUUUGUGAUAGAAAGGUUUGGGAAAUACGUUAAAACGCUGCCGUCGGGGAUUCAUUUUUUGAUUCCAUUGGUGGAUCGAAUAGCUUAUGUUCAUUCUUUGAAAGAAGAAGCCAUUCCAAUUCCAGACCAGUCGGCAAUUACCAAGGAUAAUGUUAGUAUUUUGAUUGAUGGGGUGCUUUAUGUGAGGAUUGUGGAUCCAAAACUGGCGUCUUAUGGAGUUGAGAAUCCAAUUUACGCCGUCAUUCAGCUGGCGCAGACCACUAUGAGAAGUGAGCUUGGGAAGAUUACUCUUGACAAGACUUUUGCAGAAAGAGAUACUCUCAAUGACAAGAUUGUGGAAGCAAUCAAUGUGGCUGCGAAAGACUGGGGUCUGCAGUGCCUUCGAUAUGAGAUAAGGGAUAUAUCUCCACCUCGUGGAGUGCGGGCGGCGAUGGAGAUGCAGGCAGAAGCUGAGCGUAAAAAGAGAGCUCAAAUUUUGGAAUCGGAAGGAGAAAGACAGGCCCAUAUUAAUAUUGCUGAUGGCAAGAAAAGUGCAGUGAUCUUAGCAUCUGAAGCUGCAAAGAUGGAUCAGGUGAACAGGGCACAAGGUGAAGCAGAAGCCAUUAUUGCUAAAGCUCAUGCAACUGCCAAAGGUCUGGCCAUGGUGUCACAAGCCCUAAAUGAAAAUGGGGGAGUUGAGGCAGCAAGUUUGAGAAUCGCUGAGCAAUAUAUUCAAGCUUUUAGUAAUAUCGCCAAGGAGGGUACCACGAUGUUGCUUCCUAGUGCUGCUUCCAAUCCUGCAAACAUGAUAGCCCAAGCUAUCUCUAUGUAUAAGAGCAUACUUGAUAACAUGCCCAAUGAUGGUACUCAAGAAACAAAUUCCCCUCGAUUAUUAGAGGGAAAGGGUGAUGCACCUUCUGGAGAACACAAGUAAACAUUUUGUUGACCCAUUAUUUUCACUGCAGAGCCCCCCAAGAAAUGACAAUAAAGUUGAUACCAUGGUCCCCUUCCAUGUAAGCGAAUCAGAUUGUGUUACUAUUGAGUACUGUUUUAACCAGCUAUUAGUUUUGAAAUUCUUUCAAAAGAAAAGUGCAAAGUUUUAAUGACUGUAGCAUGUUAUAGUUGGAUGGUUAUUCAUUUUAUCUAGAGUUUCGCGGAUGCCAUUUUUAGUGGUAGAAAAGCAAGAUGAGAGUAAGAAGGGAUUCAAUAUUCUUUUGUAGAAUGCUGUUCUUAUACUCAAUAAUUUAUCUGGGAUGUAACAUUGGU
This is a messenger RNA of Mangifera indica (mango), 1536 nucleotides long. Its product is annotated as stomatin-like protein 2, mitochondrial. Gene Ontology annotation, cellular component: membrane. The record is from RefSeq and is a predicted model, not a curated record. The transcript is spliced from 7 exons. NCBI's taxonomy places the organism in Eukaryota, Viridiplantae, Streptophyta, Magnoliopsida, Sapindales, Anacardiaceae. The coding region runs from base 92 to 1204 and encodes 370 amino acids.